This is a messenger RNA of Anolis carolinensis (green anole), 2399 nucleotides long. It is a transcript of the gene gngt2, whose product is annotated as G protein subunit gamma transducin 2. The transcript is spliced from 3 exons. The record is from RefSeq and is a predicted model, not a curated record. Gene Ontology annotation, cellular component: heterotrimeric G-protein complex. The coding region runs from base 219 to 428 and encodes 69 amino acids. Gene Ontology annotation, molecular function: G-protein beta-subunit binding. Gene Ontology annotation, biological process: G protein-coupled receptor signaling pathway. NCBI's taxonomy places the organism in Eukaryota, Metazoa, Chordata, Lepidosauria, Squamata, Anolidae.
GUUAAUUCACAACACCUGACCAGUUUUAACCAGCUGAGUUUAUUAUCAGAUUAAGGACAGAAGACAAUCAGUUCCAAAGGAAGACACCAUCUAAUGCCAAAGUUUUCUUUGACCAGAGAACUGAACACAGCAGAGGACUUAUUUUCAUCAACUCGGGCAGAUGUAUCUCUAAAACACCGUGGAGUUUUUGAGGGGGAAACACAUCAAAGGAGGGCAAGAUGGCCCAGGAUAUGACCGAGAAGGAGCUCCUAAAGAUGGAAAUAGAUCAACUGAAAAAGGAAGUGAAGAACGAAAGACAAAUGGUCUCCAAGACAGCUAAAGAACUCAAGGAUUAUAUAGAAUCCAUGGCUCCCGAAGACCCUUUCUUAAAAGGCAUACCGGAGGAUAAGAAUCCAUUCAAGGAGAAGGGAGGUUGUAUAAUAAGCUGACCAAGGCCCCACCCAGAGAAGAUCUUUGUUGCUCUCCGUAUACAAUUCCAAGACACCGUGGAUUUUACUUACCUGUCUAGUAUAACUGAGUCUAAAUGGAUCUUCUGCAGGGGCAAAACAAUGAAUAAAUAAAUUUGGACUUCUAUGCUGGGAAUUGGAAAAGAGGUCUCCAGCAAGAUAAAACAACAAAGAGGAUAACCUUGAUCUUAGGAUCUUAGCUGUGUUAGUCUGGAUCAGUACGCGAAGGGAUCUUGUAGCACCUCUGAGGCCCUAUCUACACUGCCAUAUAAUCCACAUUAUCAGAGCAAGUAAUCCAUAUUAUCUGCUUUGAACUGGAUUAUAUGAGUCUACACUGCCAUACAAUCCAGUUCAAAUCAGAUAAUCUGGAUCUUAUAUAGCAGUGUUGAAAGGGCUUGAGAAAAGGCUGGUGGCAUGAGCCUUCAUAGACUUAAGUCUACUUCACCAGUUGCCUUUAAGUCUGUGAAAGCUUAUGCGACCAACUUCUUUCUCCCAGUUAAUCUCAAAGAUGCUACAAGCUCUCCCCAUUUUAGGAGUUCAAGCUCCACUUCUCUCUUGUAAAUACACCUCAGUCUGUUUCCCUAAGAAGCCGACUUUUAAUGGAUGUUUUAAAAAACCACGUAGACAUUUGGGUUUCAUUGGCUUAGCUUUUCUUAGUUUGGUUUGGGUUUUUUAAGAAGACAGCAAAUGGAAUAGAAAGGCUUACUAACCACUGUGUAGGGUAGAUAUAUCUUUUCAAAAGACGUAUCUUUUACAACAAAGGCAAAUAUGCUCCUUUCUAUCAAGGGCCACAUUCUUUCACAGAUAAUCAGGUAGGUCUCCAUACUAUUAUUUCUCUUUUUAAUCUCCCCCUAUAAGAUCUCUCCUUUAGCCCAAUAUUUGCAUGUAACAAAAUUUCAUUUUCUCCCAGUUUCAGGAGGGUUGAUUUGGACAAGGAAAACCAUGAAUUAGGAGAUAUAUAAUCCUUUUUCUCCCCCACGCUUUAUUCCCAACACCCCUACAGUCUCAGAUUUUAGUUUUCAUAACAAACACCUAUACAACUAUUAAGUUAAACUACUACUCCUUUCUCUUGGCCAGUUGUGUCACUAGGUUUGGCGUCACAUCUUAUUUUAAAAAGCCACAGCAGCAACGAAAACAACAGCACAUGCAGACAAAAUAACAUGAUUUGGAGUAUCACUGUAAUAACAGGAUAAUUAUGACAACUCUGAGCAUUAGAAGUUUCAGAGUUAGCAGAGUGUUUUAGCCUUGUUGGUAUUGAUACUGUACAGCACAUGUAAGCUGGGGUUACAAAAAUGUUUUUGUGGUUAUAACUAACUACAGGGAUAUUUUUUACAAAAAAUAAUAAAUUUCUGCUGAAACGCUGCAAAAAAAAUGUACAGACUAUCAUUUUGGUGUCACCCGGUGUAGCCUCAUCCCCACAGCUCCCUAGUGACACGACUGCUCCAUCUUUCAGGCUAAAAUGAGAUUAAAGCUUUUAAACCCUAUGGACGAAGCAGUACAGAAUGUAUUACUGGAUCCAAGGCCUAAAUGGGGCCCAUCAUCUUUGUCAAGGAUAGCUAUGAGGUUGCAUUUCCAAAUACCAAUGCAAAUUGGUCUUUCAACAUCAUAAACAUCCUCAUUUUUAAUUGUCUUGUCAAGUAAUAUUAGUAAUAUUUUGAAGCCGGCUUUUAAAUUGUCAAUUAUAUCGUGAUGUACAAAUGCAUGUGUCAAACUGUUAAAAUUAAAAAUGCAGAUUUGGUGUGCAGCACUGGGAAUGCUCUGCUUUGUAUUGUUUCGUUUUGCUUGGUUUGAAGCUCAGACAAAAGCAUCUUGAGAGAGGUAUAGUUAAUUCAUGAUAAAGUGGGAUGGCAAUUUUGAAAUGGAAAUGUGAGGUUGUAUGAAAAGUCAUCUCCCAUCCACUCUUUUAAAGGGAGAACUACAAAAUAAAUGGAAUGACAAAAUGAGUGUAUUCAA